Molecule: messenger RNA, 1017 nt
Organism: Linum trigynum
Lineage: Eukaryota; Viridiplantae; Streptophyta; Magnoliopsida; Malpighiales; Linaceae
Source: the annotation of a GenBank genome assembly
AUGGCUGCAGCACCAAUAGCGAGGUCGUUCCUUCAGGUAGCGGCAACUGAGGAGGUCGCCACUCCUCUGCGUGUCGUUCAGAUCGAAGGAUUGGUUAUGUUGAAGAUUAUCAAACAUUGCAAGGAGUUUUCUCCAGCUCUAGUCACUGGCCAACUUCUCGGGCUGGAUGUUGGUAGCGUUCUUGAAGUAACCAAUUGUUUCCCCUUCCCGAUCAGAGAGGAAGAUGAAGAGGUUGAGGCAGAUGGUGCCAAUUACCAGCUUGAGAUGAUGAGAUGCUUAAGAGAGGUUAACGUUGACAACAACACAGUUGGAUGGUACCAGUCAACGCUGAUGGGGUCUUUCCAAACAGUUGAAUUAAUUGAAACAUUUAUGAACUAUCAGGAAAACAUUAGACGGUGUGUUUGUAUCAUUUAUGAUCCAUCAAGAUCAAGCCAGGGUGUUCUGGCAUUCAAGGCUCUGAAGCUCUCUGAUUCGUUCAUGGAGCUAUACAAAACUAACAACUUCACUGGAGAGAAGUUGAGGGAGAAAAACUUGUCAUGGGUGGAUAUUUUUGAGGAAAUCCCUAUCAAAGUCUCAAAUUCUGCACUUAUCAGUGCCUUUAUGACUGGCCUGGAAGAUGAUACUCCUGUUACCCAGUGUGACUAUGACCGUUUGCAACUGUCAACCAAUCCCUUUUUGGAGAGGAGUGCUGAAUUUUUGAUUGAAUGCAUGGACGAUUUAUCAAUGGAACAGCAGAAGUUCCAAUUCUACCAUAGAAACCUAUCACGCCAGCAAUCUCAGCAACAAACAUGGCUCCAAAAGAGGAGGGCUGAGAACAUGGCACGCAAGGCUGCUGGUGAAGAGCCUUUACCCGAGGAAGAUCCAUCGAACCCAAUCUUUAAGCCAAUUCCUGAGCCGUCUCGGUUGGAUAGCUUUCUCAUAACCAAUCAAAUUUCAAAUUUCUGCAACCAAAUCAAUGGGGUUGCUGGGCAAAACUUCAGCAGACUUUACUUGAUGAAAGCUUUGCAUGAAAACUGA